Messenger RNA from Physcomitrium patens, 4022 nucleotides. RefSeq lists its product as uncharacterized. The record is from RefSeq and is a predicted model, not a curated record. Gene Ontology annotation, molecular function: ditrans,polycis-polyprenyl diphosphate synthase [(2E,6E)-farnesyl diphosphate specific] activity. NCBI's taxonomy places the organism in Eukaryota, Viridiplantae, Streptophyta, Bryopsida, Funariales, Funariaceae. Gene Ontology annotation, biological process: polyprenol biosynthetic process.
GAACGGGGAGAUCUUAAGGUAACCCAAGUUCGACUUACUUUUAGUCUUCCAAUUUUGAUCUCCUACUCCCGACCCCUCUAUCGUCUAAAUGAUAGCUUGCUUACAUGUGUGCAAGCACUGCGACCGGAGCAUUGCCAUGUAUCGUUGUGCAGAUUAUGCAAAGAAUCAUUCAUACAUAGAAUGGUAGUACUGAGAACAGCCAGGAAGCACAUGCGAAGAAACACGGUUUGACCUUGCGAGCAACCAGAGCGGGAGACGUCAGCUCGUGUUCAUUUGUAUCUCAACCUGACUUGCUCGCAGCUUCUUUGUCAGCAUGCUCUUUGCCUCUCACCCGUUUUUUUCCCGUCCUGUCUCUUUAUCAUCUUCACCUCCAUCUCCAGCUCAGUCUUCUGUGUUGGUAGGCCACUCAUCUUCGUUUACUGGGUUUUCCUCUGCGCUGCACAAUGCUCCCCACUCUUCCGAUUCGUGGCCUCCGUGGAGCUUCGUGUCGUUGAGGACUUGGUUGCAUUGUCACCCACUUUGUAGUGCAGGGUAUGGAUUACUGGCGAAUUGGGCUGCCAUACGCUGUUGUAGUACUGAUGGUGUGGCAGGGAUUGAGAGUUUCAUUUCUGGGUGUGUGAGCACCAGCAGUCCUUGCGCCGGUGUUGGGGUCCCCUCUGUCUCGUUGAACCUAUCGUUCUCGGCGUCCAUCGGCGGCCUGGCACCUAUUGAAUCCAUGAUGCAUGCGGAUGUGCGCGAAUCAUAUCUCAAUCGUGAGAUUUCCUGUUCGAUGGCCCAGAUGCCAAAUGACGCUAAUGAGGCACCUCAGCUGCCAGAGGAGCUUGAUGUGUCUAAGAUACCGAAGCACGUUGCCAUCAUUAUGGAUGGCAAUUCAAGAUGGGCUGAGCGAAGAGGAUUGCCUGCAAGCAUGGGCCAUGAAGCCGGGGUACGUUCACUGAAGGAAGUCGUCAAGUUAGCUAAUACGUGGGGCAUCAAAGUUCUAUCUGUGUUUGCUUUCUCCACCGAGAAUUGGUUGAGACCCAAGGCGGAGGUCGACUUUUUAAUGUUAUUGUUCGAGAAUGUUUUAAAGGACGAGCUGAGCAGUUUAGCUAAAGAAAACGUCCGCGUACACUGCAUGGGGGAUUUGACGCUGUUACCUGAUUCAUUGAAGAACUUAGUCUCAGCACUGGAUGAGCGAACAAAAAAUAAUACUGGCCUCAAGUUUUGCAUAGCGCUGAGCUACAGUGGUCGCAACGACAUUGCUAAUGCCUGCCAGAGGUUGGCGGCCAAAGUGGAAGCUGGAGAGCUAAGCUCCUCGGAUAUAACCGAGACUAUGUUUGAGGAAGAGUUGAAGACAAGUUGGCUAGGUGAAGAGCGCGACCCAGAUUUAUUGAUACGGACCAGCGAAGAGCAGCGGAUUAGUAAUUUCCUUCUUUGGCAAUCAGCGUACACAGAAUUUUAUUUUGUAGAUUCUUUAUGGCCAGAUUUUGGGGUUGCUCAAUUUAAAGAAGCCCUGCUGACAUACCAAAACCGGAGCAGACGUUUUGGCAAACGCAAAGUUAUGUUGACCCACUUUGUUGCGGCACCACUGGAGCCUUCUGGGUGUUGGAAACUUCCUGGGAACUUCCUAGGAGCCUCUGUGAUAUAUGGAGAGAGGCCACUAAGCCCUAAUUUUUCUAACCCCCUGGUCUCGUCUUCCAGUCACCGCUGCGCCGUUGCAGAUCGCGUGGAGUUGCGUCUCCUCUUCAAAUUUCGAAUGAGCCACGGAGGAGUGCUGUCCAGAAUGAGAGGAGGCAACCAGUUGAACCCUUUGCUGCGCUCUCUUGGUCGAUUGUGUUUGAAUGCGACUCCUUGCUCAACGUCUCAGGGGGUUUUUUCCGCUGCAUCGAUUCAAGUUGAAGAAUCUAUUAGAAGAGAAAUCCACACUGGGGAAGGAAGUAAAACUGGUUUCAGAGCUAAUGAAUCGAAGAAUAAGGCUGCCUACGCUCCGCACCUCGAUUACCCUAUAUCAUGUCUGGAUUUCGUCCGAGGCAGCUCUGCCCAUAUGUCGACCUUGGCUGAGGCUGGUCCUGCAAGUCCACCAGAUGUUCAAGAGGGAGAUUCCUUUAAUGCGUUGUACCCAACGAACAAAGAACCACAGAGGGUCCUGUUUAGAAGAAAAGGAGGCGACAAGUUUGCUCGGUCGAGAACGAAUUCUGUGAUAGCAGCCCUUGUGAAGUCGUUGGAGUCUUCACAAUCUAAUGCAGAAGUGGCGGAGAUACUGGAACAGCGAUCUGAAGAGCUCUUAAGGCCCAAUAGUUGGCCAUGGCUGCCUCUUCUAGACGCGCUUCAAAAAGGACCCAAACCUCAUAUUGCAAUGGAGGUUUUCAAUUGGAAGAAGAGCAAGCUGGGAUGGGAGGCAAAUCCAAAGGAGUAUGCGAAGAUGAUCUCAUUUGCAGGCAGGAUAAGUCAGCCUCAGCUAGCUGCUGACUUGUUUGAUGAGAUGGAAAAACGGGGUAUAAAGAAAACAGCAGUGAGCUUUAAUGCACUUAUACAUUCCUACGGUCGCAACAACGAAGCUCACAAGGCACUUCAGCUGUUCGAGGAUAUGAAAGCCACCAACGAUUGUCAGCCGACGCUAGUGACCUACAAUACCCUAAUUUCAAUGUACAGCCGAAUGGGUGCAACGGAGGAGAUGAAGAAGCUUUUUCUGGACUGUAAGGAGGCGGGGUUUAGCCCUGAUAGGCACACUUACAAUGCUCUUAUCUGGGGUUACAUGCGGGCUGGGCAACUGAGUCAGAUGGAAGAGACUUUCAACGAGUUGCAGGCUGGCGAAUGCAAAGCUGAUGUAAUCACGUACAACGCUCAGAUUAUUGGCUAUGCACGAGCAAAUGCAGUUAACAAAAUGGAGGCUGUCUUUUCAAGUAUGCAAGCGGCCGGAAUUCCCAUCAAUGCCAUGGUUGGAGAAAUACUUAUUGAAGUCUACAGUCGCACGAAGCACUUUGAGAAGAUGGAAAAUGCAUUGAAGAUUAUGGAUGUCACUCCAGGUGUUCAGUACGGGUCUCGAGUACACAGUAUGGUAAUCGAGAGCUAUGCAGACGCUAACAAGCUGGACGAGAUGGAAGCUGCGAUUUCACGUAUGUUUCAGAAUAAGCGAAUGUUUUCAUCUCCCAAGUCCUUGCAUGCGUUGAUUAUGGCGUACUCCAGAGCUGGCGAAUACGGCCGCCUCGCAAAGACCAUGGAAGUAGUGAAGGGCGCAGGCUGGAUACUCCAGUCAUCCAUUUACAACAUCCUCAUUUCAGAGUACGGGAAGGGAGGUCACCUCGACAGGAUGGAGCAAGUAUUCCGUGAAAUGAUGGAUGCGUCUUGCCCGCCUUCCUUUGAAACUUUUCAAUACAUGAUUGAUGCUUAUGAGGCAAAUAACAACGAGGCUGAAGUGGACAGGAUCCUCGACCUCAUGCGGAAGGCAGGCUGUGAACCCAAGUCAAAUGUCAUGCCGACUUCUGACCGCAUGUGGACUGAUGAUGAAAUUUUUGGUGGAAAAAUCAGGCGGUAGAGUGCUGUGGAUUUAUGAGUAUCCAGCCUGCGCCUUUCUCUACUUUCCAUCAUGAGGUGAGUCUCUCUCUCAAGGUGUUUAGUGGUGGUUAGAUACUUAGAUGGUUUUUGUGGUCGACUCAAGCUGAUGCAGAAGAAGCGCCAGCACAUUAGAUCAUACACCCUGGUAGAGUAAUUAACCCACCCAGGGUCUAGGUUCUUGGUGGAAUUUUUGGAUAGCCAGCAAACUUAGCUUCCAUUUCCUUACAAUAGUUGAUAUUAGAAAUGCUGGUUCCAGCAGAUCCAUUGAUAGGAGAGAAGAGUAUGUUGCCAGUUGUGCUCACAAUUGUCUCAUUUGGGGUACACAUUGUCGGAAUCAAUUAGUAUUGAUGCAAGCUUAUGCACCACGAAAUGUGCAUUAAUUUAGUAUUAACAUGGUUGGAUGUUAGUUUAUAGUUUGAGAUCCGAAGUUGGAUUUGUGCUUUUCUUUUUGUGAACAACUUAAGAGCUUAUGUCUGAUUUGACGCCAA